Messenger RNA from Alligator sinensis (Chinese alligator), 6205 nucleotides. RefSeq names its product PEAK1 related, kinase-activating pseudokinase 1 (gene PRAG1). The record is from RefSeq and is a predicted model, not a curated record. The coding region runs from base 114 to 4265 and encodes 1383 amino acids. NCBI's taxonomy places the organism in Eukaryota, Metazoa, Chordata, Crocodylia, Alligatoridae. Gene Ontology annotation, biological process: protein phosphorylation. The transcript has 6 exons. Gene Ontology annotation, molecular function: protein kinase activity; ATP binding.
GCCGCGCCGCGCCGCUCGGCGGACAAAGAUAGCUCAGCUAUAGGAUAAUCCAAAUCUUUAAGGCCAGCUUCAAGGAGUGAACACAAAAUGAAUAAUAGAGCUCAGUUCCCAAGAUGCAGAGGGCCACCAGUGUGAACCUGGAAGACUUGAAAAUGUCUGCCUGCAGCAACUUUGUGGAACACAUUUGGAAGCCUGGCUCCUGCAAAAACUGCUUUUGUCCUAAAGCUUCCCACAGACUGCAGACAUCCCUGGAACUGGGAGCCAGCAACGUGCCCUUGCACAGCCGGAAUGGAGUUAGAGCCAAGCCUGAGAAAAUACCUUCAGAAGAUACAUGUGUAACUGCCUCGCCCUACACAAAGCCGACAAUCGCUGUGAAGCCAACGAUGAUAAACUCAGAUGUCUCUGACGUAUGGGCGGAUGUGAAUAUGAAUGCAGAUAUUUCACAGGUCAGCUGGCAAAUGUCUCCUGGAAAACAUCUCCUUAUGAAGCCUGGAGAAACCCAAAGAACAUGCCUUGACAAUUUUGGGAGCAGCAUUAUGAGAGAGCCCUUUGUUCAAGAUGCACUAAAUGACUGUGUUCAGCAUCCUCAAGGCUACUCCAUGGUGGGCCUGCAUAACCUUGAAAGUAGGGUGGAAAGAAAUAUCUCUUUCCAUAGCUUGGCUUUUGUGGAUGAGAUGAGUGGACAGGAGAACAGAGCUAUACUUGCUAACAAGGAAAAGUGCACUUUGGCACAAAGGGCCUUCUGCCACAAAUCAUUCUCCUUCACUGACAGAAGCACUAUGUCUACCAUGGACUCCACUGGAAAUCCAUCCUUUCAGGUAAGGGAAGGAGCCACACUUCCCUUGGACAGCAGUGGCAAUUUCUGCUCUCCAGGCUUUGAAAGUGAAAGUGGGGAGUACUGUUCAAUCAUGGACUAUUGCAGAAAGAGUCCUGUCCCACAAGAUACUUCAUGUCCAGAGGAUAAGGGUGUAUGGCAUAAAAGUGAAAAUCCAGCUACAGGGUUCUGGGGAAAACAGGACCCAGCAGAGAAUCCAAGGGAAAAGACAAGAUCAGUAAAGUUUAAUGAAGAUGAAUGUAGAGUUUUGAAUUUACCUUCAUAUUUGCAAAGGGAGCACCAUUUACAUGACCCUCUACAAUAUCGUGUGUGUUCAGAAAGAAAAAAGUCAGCAUUCAAAUCUGAGGCUGCUGUUGUAUCAGACAACAUACUGAGCAGCAGCAGCAGCAAUCCUCUUGCUUUAUCCCAGGAAAAUGAAUGCUAUCCCCUCAUUAGGGAAUCAGAUAUUAACAAAGGAAACCACUUGGAAAAUUCAAGCAGUCCCCAGAAUGCUCAACUAGAGCGCCAGCAUACCCAUCUUGCAGAACCUGCCCACAGUGAACCCAUUUAUGCUGAAAGUACCAAGAGGAAAAAGGUGCAGUUAAAUAAUUCUGACGCACAUACAAAGACAGACAGGCCUUCAUACAGCCCCAUCAAAGAGCAGGCUGAUGGCCCCUGGAGAGAUGGCAUGCAUCGUUUGAGCAAUGAAACAGAGGAUUCCACCACGCAAAUAGCAGCAAAGAUCACAAUUAUGGCAGCGCAUGCGGAGAAUGACAAGAAGACAAUAUUUCUUAGCAGCCCAGACUCAGCUGUUGGGGUCCAGUGGCCAUGCAUUAGUGCCUCCUUUCAUCCUGAUUUUGCAACACCAUCGCCAACCUUUGGGUAUGGAGAAGGCCACCAAGCAAGUAUUGGGAUGGGUCUGGGUGAAGACAGCCAUAGAUUUCAUCAACAAACAGACAGCAAGUAUUUAGUUAAUGAGAGCCCUUCUGUUCCUCCCAAAAUGUCCAGAAACAUCCAGACUAGCAGUGAGGAGAUGCACAUGCCUGCAGUCAGCUCUCCUGUGGCAGGACUGCAUGACAGUGAUGAUCAUGAUGGUCCCAGCACCCAACUCUCUUCAAGGAACAGUACCGAUACUAGCGUUUUGGAGGCUUUGCCCUCUUUCUGCUCUUAUAUCAAUGGGAUGUCAGCAGAGGAGCUCAGCAGGGGUCUGCCAGUCUCCUCCUAUGAGAGAAGGCAUAAAAACACUGUUGCAGCAUGGAGUAGGCAAUGCCGAAUAGAGGAGGAAGAGGAGGAAGAGCAGGAGCUCUUAAACUACCCACAGGCAAGGGACAUGGAUAAUGGACCAGCUAGUGCUCCCAGCAAUGUCACUGCCCAUCAAAUGGAAGACUGCAGUCUUCAGGAAAACAACCCUGGGAUGUGCAAAUCAGCAUCUUUUGCUUUUGAUUUCCCUUCAGACAAGAAGGAAAUUGAGGAAUUUGUACCUCCUCCUCCACCUCCAAAGAAACAAUCCAGGCACGCUAUGAAAAUGAACAAGAGUAACCCUGAGUUGGAGACGGUCAGCAAUGGGUCUGCAGAGAGCCUUGGCCCAUCUUUUAGAGGAAUCCAGGUCAACUUCACAGCUGGCUCCUCAGACAGCCUCAACUCUGACACAAGAUCUGCCAGCGAUGGAGGACAAUUGUGUGAACAAAGUCAGUCGCCAACUCUCUCUGGGAACCAAGGGUUUUCUUCUGCUCCUUUUCCUGAGGAUAACAGUGAGGGUAGAUCCCAUUGUGCACUGACUGAGCCACCUCCUUUGCCACAGAAGAAGACAGUAAGCAGAGCAGUUUCAUCACCUGAUGGCUUUUUCUGGGGCCAGGCCACUUCAGGUAGGAGAACAGCAAAACCUGCAAGCCCCAGAUUAAACGUCAGUCACUCUGAAAGCAACAUGUGUGUCCGAGAAGAAUCUCCAUUUUGCUAUCCAUCUCAUCUAGGAAGCAACCACAACACAUUCUCCUCCGCUGAGUCUCUGGAAAGAGUCUGCAAAGGAAAUGGCCACUGGGGACCAACUUCAAAUAAGAGCAGCAGUGCCUGCUUCCCAAACAGAAACAUGCAGCUGUUCUCGUCCUCUCAGCUCAGUGUGUCCAGCCAGGUUUCCUCAGGCUCCAGCCUUCAGCUCCACAAUCUGCUCAGCAACAUUGACAGCAAGGAGGGGGUGUAUGCCAAACUAGGAGCACUCUAUGCCGAAUCUUUGCGCCGCCUUGUCACAAAAUGUGAAGACUGUUUCAUGCGUGAUCAGAAAAAUGAGCUACGUUUCAGUGAGAACAACUGGUCACUCUUUAAGCUGACAUGCAACAAGCCCUGCUGUAUUUCUGGGGAUGCCAUCUAUUACUGUGCAACCUGCUCCAAAGACCCUUCCACUACCUAUGCAGUGAAGAUAUGUAAGACUCAAGAAUCAAAAGCAGCUGCUUCAUACUGCAGCCCCUCUGUACCAGUGCACUUCAACAUCCAGCAGGAUUGUGGGCAUUUUGUAGCCUCUGUACCCUCCAGCAUGUUGCUGUCUCCUGAAGUAGUAAAAGGCACUUCUCCAGAUAGUCCCCGCCCUUGCCGUUCUGCCAGCGAACAUGACUGUGUGGUAGUCAUCACUCGCGAGGUGCCACACCAGACGGCAGCCAGUUUGGUGAGGGAUUCUACAGCUUAUCAUAAAGCUAAGCCAGAGCUGUAUGAGCGGCGUAUAUGCUUCCUGCUCCUCCAGCUCUGCAACGGCCUGGAGCAUCUCAAAGACCAUGGCAUCAUCCACAGAGAUCUUUGCCUGGAAAACUUGCUUCUCGUUCACUGCAAAUCUCCAACUAGCUGCAAUAAAACCAAAGAUGAAAAGCACUUGCCCAGACUCAUAAUCAGCAACUUUUUGAAAGCCAAGCAAAAGCCAGGACAAGUGGACUCCAAAAUUAAAAAGAACCAGGCUCGGCUGGCUCCAGAAAUUGUGUCUGCCUCUCAGUACAAGAAGUUUGAUGAAUUUCAAACUGGCAUUCUCAUCUAUGAGCUCCUCCACCAGCCUAACCCAUUUGAAGUGAGGGCUUGCCUCCGGGAGCAGGAGUACAGCCAAGAUGACCUUCCCCUGCUCCCCAACAUUUCCAUUUACUCCAGGGGGCUCCAACAGCUCGCCCAUUUGUUACUGGAAGCUGAUCCAAUCAAACGCAUCCGUAUCACAGAAGCAAAACGGAUGCUGCAGUGUCUUCUUUGGGGCCCCAGGAAAGAUUUAAUAGACCAGCCUCUCAACCAUGAAGAAGCCCUCCAUAGUGCUCUCCAGAACUGGAUUGACAUGAAGCGGGCACUGCUGAUGAUGAAGUUUGCAGAGAGGGCUGUAGACACAGAACGAAGCAUAGAACUAGAGGACUGGCUCUGCUGUCAGUAUUUAGCUUCUGCAGAGCCAGUGGCUCUCUUCAAUACACUGAAACUCCUUCAGCUUCUCUGACCUUAAGAGCAUUUCAAAUGCAGAAAUAGCAGGGAGGAAUUAUGAAAGAUCUUUCUAGGGUUCAAGUUUGUUCAUGGGUAAUGGUACACAUCUCUUUCACAUUCUUGUUUAUAACCUACUAAAAACUGAGGAUGAAGUUUUUUUUCUCAACACACACACAAACACAAAUUGAUCCAUUUAAAUAACAAGUUAACAACAUAAUUUUGAGUUCUGCACAUUGCAGAUGGAAAAGACAGCUACCUGCCAGGUUUGUGGUUUUGGUAUGAUUACUGCACAGAAAAUAAAACCUAUGUAUGUAUGUGCAUGUUUCCUAAUGAACAGGAUGUGUUUGGGUUGAUUUUAAUGACAGAUACAUAUUCACGUUGGAACAAAACUUUAUUCCUCAUAAAAUAGGGAAGUUUGAGCCAUAAUCUAAGCUGCCAUACUUAAAAUGGUUUCCAGAUUUGUAGCCCAGUUACUUGCAGCAAAAAUUAUAGCAGCAUGGGGCAAAAUGGCAGAUAAAGAGAGCUAGUCACUGCUUGAGUUCUCAGACCUUGCACAGUGCUAUCCAGAUCACACACAACCAGCAUGACAUCCCCAGCAGGGAGUAUGACUGUAAAGAACCUACCCGUCUUUAAAAGGUCAUUUCAUGGAAUGCAGGUGUCAGUGCCAAGAUUCCUGUACUUGUUAUGAGCAGUCAUUUUUGGCAGCCUUUUAAAUCCCUCCUUUCUAUAACCAGAAUUAGCAGUUAUUACACAUUUUUCCUAGAUAGGCUAAAUGUUGUCACCAAGAUCUUUUUUGGACAAAAUUUUCCCAGUGUUAUUCCAUUAGUUUAUCUUCGCUGCAGGUAGGAACAACUGGAGUAUUAGUGCAAGCAAAGCACUGUGGCAUCAGGCUACUUGAAGAGUCCAACACUGUCCCCCUUGUUGGAAGCUGAGUAUGUGUUCUGAAAUGUUAUCAAAAUCACUUCAACAUGGCUUUAUCUGGCAGUGUAACUGAUUCAAGGCAGCAACCAGGCCUAGAGGCAUAAAAAGCACGGUUUGCACCCUGAGCAAGCUCUGCAGGAGAGCAGAGCAGGGAGGUUCUGCAAAGUGCUGGAGAGGCAGGGGUUCUGAGGUCAGGUUGGGCAGUAGACUUACUUAUACCAGGGAUUCAAAAACAGUUCACAGCUGCAGCAUGAUAUUCCUGCCCUGGCUGUUGUUCCUACUGCAGAAGCUUGGUGUCUGUGCAGCCAGCUGCUGCUGCAAGAGCAAUGCCAUGGUGCUAUUGCCAUAGUGUGGACAGGGAGGGGGAUGCAGUUCUGGCACUCCUACUAAGUUGGUGUCCAGGAUUGGCUCCCUGCUCACUCACCCCAAAUUAUGCUACUGACCAGGCCUUUUAGGCCUUUCUUUUAGGUGAACAUCUAGUGAUGGGCCACUUGCAUGGAGUUUGCUACAACUGGUCUCCCAAGUGGUGCAUUGACUCCCUUUAAAGUUACUGAGAAGGGAAAACCUCAGUUUCGGCUCCCAUGGCCUGGGCAGGCAGGUCAUGAGCAAAUUAGUUUUCUUCUGGCAUUGUUUUCUGUGGCCUUAGUUCUAAAAAGGUGUGUGAAUAAACCCAAGUGUGUCCGUGUUUGUGCAUUGCUAAUCAUGCAUGGAUGCCUUGUCUCUCCAGUCUGGUCCCUCCAGCACCUCCAUUUUGUGUUGAUUCAGCUGUCACAUUUUCUUGAAUCUUAGAGGGGUGUCUGGGGCACUGGGUAUCUCUGUGUGUUUUCUAUUUGUUCAGUGCCUGGCACAGCACAAAUCAGAGCAGUUAGGGACAACUGAAAUAUUCAUAUCCAUUGAAAAUACCUCUGCAAGCAAAAAAAGUGCAUGAAUCAGAAAGCUAACUGCACCUUGUCAUGCAUCCACAGAUGCAUCACGAGCAGGUCCAAGGAGGUGAUCCUUCCACUCUAUGUCACACUGGUGAGGCCACAGUUGGAG